Messenger RNA from Enterobius vermicularis (human pinworm), 270 nucleotides. NCBI's taxonomy places the organism in Eukaryota, Metazoa, Nematoda, Chromadorea, Rhabditida, Oxyuridae. The record is from the annotation of a GenBank genome assembly.
AUGAUGACAACGAUUAAGGAUGGCCAAGAUGAAGCUGAUGAUGAUGGCGAUGAUGGCCGUAGUGGCGGUGCUGAUACUGCUGAUGGUGUUAAUGUUGUUUAUUGCUUCAACAGAUGCUUCGUGUAUUUAGUGGAUAAAAAUACGGGAGAAAGGCCGGGGAGACGAGGGAAGGAGGAGGAGGAGGAGGGAGGGAGGGAGGGAGGUGAGGGGAGGGGAGGGAGGGGAAGGGGCAGGAAAAAAGUAUCAAAUUUGCCACAAUUGUUAUUUUGA